AUGCUGUUUUCCAAGAGAUCGCUCCUGGCAUGGGCAGUAGCUUCACUGGCAUUUAUUCUGCCACAAGCCAGUGCCCAGUGCAAUCCACUGACAUCUACAUGCCCACCGAACCCUGGCCUUACGAAAAGAGAUUUCUAUGUCGAUUUCACCAAAGUUUCGUCACUUCCUGAAGGUUGGACUCUUGCCAAUUAUGCAACGGUCAAGUAUGGCGCCAACGGUGCUGAGUUUACCUUCAACAAGCGAUUUGAAGCACCGUACAUCUGGACUAGCUUCUACAUCCUAUUCGGUCGAGUCGAGGUAGUGAUGCAAGCAGCUCCAGGCAUAGGGAUGAUCAGCAGCGCAGUCUUGAUGUCGGAUGACCAAGAUGAGAUUGACUGGGAAUGGUCUGGAAACAACUUUGGUCACAACACCGGAAAGGUUCAGACCAAUUACUUCGGUAAGGGCAUCACGGGAUAUUGGGAUCGUGGCACACAACCUGACAUGGACGACCCAAUCAACAAAUUCCACACCUACACAUUUGAUUGGAGUCCUACAACCCUCACAUGGGCGAUUGACGGACAGGUUAUUCGUACACUCAAGGCUGCAGACACCAACAGCGGUGCUUAUCAAUAUCCGCAAUCGCCCUCCAAGCUGCAUCUUGGCGUAUGGUGUGCUGGCGAUCCCAACAGCCAUCCGAAUACGGUCAGCUGGGCUGGAGGCUAUACCGACUUCACCAAGGCACCUUUCACUGCCUAUGUCAAAAGUGUCAAGAUCAGCAACGCGAAUCCAUGCUCCCAGUAUGAGUAUGGCGACAAGAGCGGCAGUUGGCAAAGCAUCAAAUGCUUAAACACAACAUCAACCCCGACUUCGAGCUCUAGCAUCGCCAGCACAAGCAGCUCGACCAGUUCAUCAUUGUCCUCCAUCACUUCUGCAACUAGUAGGUCCUCCAGCUUGUCACCUUCCAUAUCGUCAAUUGCAAGCAGCAGCUCGUCUAGCUUGUCGUCUGCCGUAUCAUCAGCCGUAAGCAGCCGAUCCUCAAGUCUGGCUUCCUCUUCUACCUCAGCAAGCAUCCCUGCUUCAUUCAGUGCCUCUCCAGCAGCUAGCCCCAGCUACCCAAAUUCGGGACCCGUCUUCGAUCCUCUCCAUCCGGAUCCAGCACUGGUCAACAAGACGGGCCCAGGCACUUUCAAUUUUACAUCCAAAUCAGUAUCGUCCUCAUCAUCCUCCAGCACUCUAACCUCCAAAUCAUCAGGCAGCGGCACUCAGGGGGUGGUAAGCUCAUCUACUGCAAGUCCACUGCCGUCUCCGUCUUCUCCGUCUCCUGCACCCAUCCAACCCACCACAUCCACCUCUCCCCCACCCAACCAACAGCCCUCCAAGAAAGUCCCUACUUCCUCUUCCCCAACCACGACUCCCACGAGCAAUACGCCCACGUCACCAACAGUCCCUUUUACCACGCCCGCCUCUAGACCCGCCAUCACCCCGUCCCCAUCUCCAUCUCCAUCUUCCCCCAAACCCACCACUACAGCCACCUCCUCAGGAACAGCAGCAGCACUAACCCCACCAAAAUGCCACCCAGACAACUGCCUCCGCGCCCUCCGGAACACCCGCUACGCCGGCGCAGCCACUGCGCUCUGCAGAUCAUUCACCAACACUGGCACCGUAACCGCAACCCCAACCGCAACAAUUGGGACGACAAACGGCGUCAUCAAAACCUCCACCACCAGCACCACCCCUCCAAACUCCGCUAAAACCGCUCUUGCCCCUACCCCUACCCCUACCAGCAGCACCACUCUCUCCAUCCCAACCUGGCUGAGCACCGGCUGUUCCAACAACGCCACCAGAGCCGGGGUGGGCACGGUGGAGGGGGUCAGGAAGGCGAUUCUGAGGGCCGGGUUUGGGGAUCGUCAUGAUGAUGAGGAGGAGGAGGACGAUGAUGAUGGUGACGACGGAAGCCGGGAUGGGAGCGGGAGAUGGAGCGGGAAUGCGAAGUUCGGUUCUAGAUAUGCGAAGGCGAAGGCAAUGGCAAAGGGCGAUUCGGAGAAGGAGAAGAAGGAUGCAGACAACCAUCAGAGUGGCUGGUUAUAUCGCCGGAGGGUAGCGGGGUGGGCCGGGUUGGUCGGUUGA
Endocarpon pusillum Z07020 is the source of this 2106-nucleotide messenger RNA. RefSeq lists its product as uncharacterized. The coding region runs from base 1 to 2106 and encodes 701 amino acids. The transcript has 3 exons. Gene Ontology annotation, cellular component: fungal-type cell wall. Gene Ontology annotation, biological process: fungal-type cell wall organization; carbohydrate metabolic process. The record is from RefSeq and is a predicted model, not a curated record. Gene Ontology annotation, molecular function: hydrolase activity, hydrolyzing O-glycosyl compounds; glycosyltransferase activity. NCBI's taxonomy places the organism in Eukaryota, Fungi, Ascomycota, Eurotiomycetes, Verrucariales, Verrucariaceae.